This is a messenger RNA of Trematomus bernacchii (emerald rockcod), 2545 nucleotides long. Its product is annotated as disco-interacting protein 2 homolog A-like. NCBI's taxonomy places the organism in Eukaryota, Metazoa, Chordata, Actinopteri, Perciformes, Nototheniidae. The coding region runs from base 1 to 858 and encodes 285 amino acids. The record is from RefSeq and is a predicted model, not a curated record. The transcript is spliced from 9 exons. Gene Ontology annotation, cellular component: cell surface.
AUGGGAAAGGACUUGGGGCUCUCGCCACGCGCCGUCAGCACCACCUUCGGCUGCAGGGUGAACGUGGCCAUCUGUCUGCAGUCCAACAGGUUAGGGAAACUGGCUGAGCAGGGCACAGCGGGACCUGACCCCACCACUGUUUACGUGGACAUGAGAGCGCUACGUCACGACAGGGUCCGCCUGGUAGAGAGAGGGUCUCCACACAGCCUGCCACUGAUGGAGUCUGGGAAGAUCCUUCCAGGAGUGAAGGUGAUCAUUGCCAACACAGAGACUAAAGGACCCUUGGGAGACUCCCACCUAGGAGAGGUGUGGGUGAGCAGUCCUCACAAUGCCACAGGAUACUACACAGUUUACGGGGAGGAGGCGCUGCACGCCGACCACUUCAACACCAAGCUGAGCUUCGGAGACACCCAGACGGUGUGGGCGAGGACGGGCUACCUCGGCUUCCUGCGGCGCACCGAGCUGACGGACGCCAGUGGAGAGCGCCACGACGCCCUCUAUGUGGUGGGCUCUCUGGAUGAGACCCUGGAGCUGAGGGGAAUGAGGUAUCACCCAAUCGACAUCGAGACCUCCGUUAUCCGUUCUCACAAGAGCAUAGCUGAGUGUGCGGUGUUCACUUGGACCAACCUCCUGGUGGUGGUCGUGGAGCUGGAGGGGUCCGAGCAGGAGGCCCUGGACCUGGUUGCCCUGGUCACCAACGUAGUCCUGGAGGAGCACUACCUCAUCGUGGGAGUGGUGGUGGUGGUCGACCCCGGCGUCAUCCCCAUCAACUCCAGAGGGGAGAAGCAGCGCAUGCACCUCAGAGACGGGUUCCUGGCCGACCAGCUGGACCCCAUAUAUGUGGCUUACAACAUGUGAGGGUCCCCUCCUCCUCCACGUGGCUCAUCACACAACGGGAGUCGGUGUGGCUUCUGUUGAAAGAAAGCGUGCUCCUCUUUCAGCUCGCAGACAGGGAAACAUGAAAGAAAACGUGGAUGCAAAAUGGAGAGAAAUCCCAAGAGAAAUUAGAUCAACACAAACCUCAUGUCAGUUUCUCCCUGCGAUUUCUCGCCUCAACAAAUAAUGUUUUAAAGAGGUUUUGUUGAAAAGAGUUUUGAGUAUGACAGAGUGUCCGUGUCCUUAAACCCAGGACACAUGAUAGCAGUAAGGUAUAACACUACACAGUUCCAUUAACUUCAUCUACUGUCCGUUUCUAUAUUUUCAUUAUUUGUUGUGUUUGCCACACACUAGUGCCAUAGACUGACACCAUGUUAAGUGUUCGCAGAGCCAUUGCCGGUCAUAUAUGAUUUUUAUAGAAGAAAAUCCAUCUUACGUACAUUGUCGUCUGCCUGAAGUCAACCCGGAUUUUAGUGUUCCUGCUCAUUUCACAUCAUGUUGUUAGUAUUGCAGAGACGCACACAGCAGUUAUUUCUUCCAUCAUUUCAGCAUCAGUCCUUUUAAUUUGUGGUGUCAGUAACAGGAUGUUUAGAAAUACUAUGUGGUUGACGCAAUGUUGUCCUUUUCUAAAUCAAAAAAGUGUAAUAUAGUUAUUGUUUUAUCUAAACAAAAUGCAAUAUGAGUGACGUGAAAUACUUUGAAUGACUGCAGACAGUAAGUGCCCAGCCUUCGGAGUCGUGAGAUGGCGAGGAAUAUAAUCGUUGCUUUCCAUUAGCAACCUGCCAAAUAAUAUGAAUGAAGCCUUAAGUGAAUUUUCUGACUCUUUCCUAUCCCAGCUUAACUUAAUUUUGUGAAGUUUAUCAGCUGUAUGAUAGGGAGGGGGAUAUGCAGAGGGAGGUAAGGUAUGGUAAAUCCUAUUGCACCCAAAGUCUUUCAUCUUUCUGGUUAAUAUGAAUAUACUUUAUCGUAGCAUCAGCCAUAACAAACACACACUCCAUAAAUAUGUUUAAAGUGUCUGUCCCUAUUGUCAGUUGUGUUGAAUGUGUGUUUUAAAGCAAAGGACUGGAAGACAUUGGAGCCGGUAUUGGUUUCAUGCAGAAUGUCAAAGCCACAUUUCGAGUGCCAUAGUGAAUGAGAGUUACAAAAGUAUUUGUAUUGCAUGUCUUGAUGAAGGCAAGUGUCUAAUAUGCUCAUAACAUCUUGACCUCCCACAUUAUCACAUUGACUUUGUAAAGAUUCACUUCACUGUGUGUUGCUUCUUUUCUCUGUGUGAUCAUCCCCUCAGAAACAGGCUCCUGCCUGCUGUAAGUAUGUACAGGUUUUGUGUAAAUUAUUAAUAGAUGGAGAAGAUGACCACAUAACACAAAGACUGAAUCUGGUAUAUGUGAAUUUCUCACUCACAAACAAAAAUUAUUUGAAACGUGUUCUCAUGUGUGGACACUGAGAAGAGACGUGAAAAGCCUUGUAAACAUUUUUAUAGUAUGGAAGUGGGAGACCAAGCACACUCCUCGCACAAGGAGAAGACAGCGACACUCUGGGGACCGCUGAGACGUCACGUCCUCCAGAGCAAACCUUUGUUGUUAACAUGGAAAGAUACAUUUGUCUGAUAUAUGGUUAGUUGUCAUUAUUUUCAUAACAUGAUUUCUUAAUGAAUAAAAAAAAAAGUGCU